GGUCCUUGUGUGAUAGACGGGAAUUUUCAACGUUAACGGAGGUUUCUUCUUCCGUUUCUGCUCUCUACCAAAUCCAGAAGUCUGGCCCCUCUUCUGCUAUCCACCGCAACCCUACGACAGCUUCUUCUCUCCAUCACAACCGAGACAGUGCUGUUGCCUUCGCUCCCUGGCUGCGGGUGCAUAACCGCGGAAGAGAAUUAAAGACUAAGGAAUCCAUAAGUAUGUACGAUUUGAAACCAGGCAAAGCAGGCAGCUUUCCACUAAAACUGUUAUGGGUAAGGCUCAAGCUACCACCUCAUUUGAUGAGUCUGGCUCGAGCAUUGGGAAUCAAUUGCACAAAACGCUUUCUAGCGUGAGAGUUUCUGCAAGAUGUGGGGAGGAUCUAAAUGAAGGUCUUGUAAUAAUAACCAAUGGUUCAAGUCUAUCCUCAGAGCAGGCUUAAGUUCCUGGAGAUUUUGUGCCUAUUGAGGAUAAAAGAAGGAAGAGUCCUGUUUCAAGGUUUCUGAAAGAUUUAUUGGCCAAUGCAAGUAAUGAUGUCCCUGAAAAGAUGGUAAGGGCUCCUGAUACUAGUAGUAGUGGUCCAGUAGCUAAAGAAGAUUAUGAAGACGGGUGUAGCAUUACUGAGAUUGUUGACAUUUUUAAAUUUGAUGAUUCUGCUUCCAAUUAUACCGCUGAUGUUCUGGAAAUCUUUGUGGUUAAGAGGUCCGACGGGAAAGAGGUGAUGGCCAGCUAGGGGUUUCUAAAGGAGAACUAUAAUUCCCUGUGUUGAUUGACUUCUAUGAGAAACUUCUUCGGGAGUUCAUAACGGUGCGAUCUUGAUGAGUUUAGUGGCUGGGAAAUGGCGGGGAGUGGGUAUGAUGCAAUAGGUUUGGCUUGAGAAUACAUGAGUUAUUACAUAUCAGUAGCCUUUGUCUAUGUAGAGAUGUACUAAAGUUGUUGUACUACUGCUUUGUAGUAGGAAGCUCUAAUGUAGUAGUAAUGUGAGAUGAGUUGAGUUAUGGGUCUUUCUGGGAAUUAUACUCCGUAUUAGAUAAUAGGGAUGGACAGUACAAAUGUACAAUUCACAUUGUUGAUUGAGGCAGAAGCAGACCACAGACAAUUUCUUUAUUGUGAAUUUUGUUUAUUCUAAUUUAGUAGUUAGUAACUUGUUUGAA
Messenger RNA from Cuscuta epithymum, 1154 nucleotides. NCBI's taxonomy places the organism in Eukaryota, Viridiplantae, Streptophyta, Magnoliopsida, Solanales, Convolvulaceae. The record is from the annotation of a GenBank genome assembly.